Messenger RNA from Lagenorhynchus albirostris (white-beaked dolphin), 3449 nucleotides. It is a transcript of the gene MAPK8IP2, whose product is annotated as mitogen-activated protein kinase 8 interacting protein 2. The record is from RefSeq and is a predicted model, not a curated record. Gene Ontology annotation, cellular component: cytoplasm. Gene Ontology annotation, biological process: regulation of JNK cascade. Bases 393 to 2783 code for a protein of 796 amino acids. The transcript has 11 exons. NCBI's taxonomy places the organism in Eukaryota, Metazoa, Chordata, Mammalia, Artiodactyla, Delphinidae. Gene Ontology annotation, molecular function: protein binding.
CUCCAGGCCUCCACAGGACAUAAGUCUGGAAGAAUUUGAUGAUGAAGAUCUGUCUGAGAUCACCGAUGACUGUGGUCUGGGCCUCAGCUACGACUCGGACCACUGCGAGAAGAACAUUUCUGAGCAACUCCCAUGUGGCAAGUGCUGGGGGCUUCCAGGUGCCUGGGAAGAGAGCAGGACAGGUGUGGCUCUUGCCCUCAGGAGCUUAUAACCUAGUAGGGGAGAAAGACAUGAGAGAGGCAGUGGCUGCCUGAGUGUCAACGGCUGGAUUCCAGUGAGGGGACAGAAGGUGCAACGAUGGGAACCCACCCAAGACUGAGGCCAUCAGGGAGAUUUUCCAGUGGAAGUGGCACACAACCGUGCCCUUAGGGAGGACUAGAAGGAACUGGCAGAUGACGGGGGUUGGAGGGAAUGGAGGAGAGGCAUUGCUGGACAGCCUUUCCCUGGGGCGUUCGGAGCAGCCGCACCCCAUCUGCUCCUUCCAGGAUGACUUCCAGGAGUUUGAGAUGAUCGAUGACAAUGAAGAGGAGGAGGACGACGAGGAGGAAGAGGAAGAGGAAGAUGAGGAAGCAGAGGGGGAGGUUGAGGGGGGAGGCCCUGGCUCAGCAGCCCGCGCCCGGCAGCCCCUGAUCCCCUCGCCCUCCCGGGAGGAGCCCCACAAGCACCGGCCCACCACGCUCCACCUGACGACGCUGGGAGCCCAGGACUCCCUGAACAACAAUGGAGGGUUUGCUCCAGGGCCUCCAGCCUCCAGGCCGGAAACGGUGCUGUGCCCACCCGCCCAGGAGCCCCUCAGAGAGCCGCCCGCCCCCCUCCCGCCCACGGACAGAAGCCCCCGCGGGGCGCAGUCACCUGUGCAUCCGGGUUGCGACUCCGAAGGCAACCAGCCCGCAAGGCCCCUGGCGCCGGGUGGGGCCUCGCCCUCUUCGGAUCCGGGCAUCGAGGCCGACCUGGGGAGCGGCUCCAGCGGAGGCCGCGGGGGUCGGCGCAGCAGCCGGGAGCUGUCGUCGCCGGGCUCCGACUCUGAGGACGCGGGCGGCGCGCGCCUGGGGCGCAUGAUUUCCUCCAUCUCAGAGACAGAGCUGGAGCGGAGCAGCGACGACGGCGGCAGCAGCAGCGGCCGCUCCUCGCACCUCACCAACUCCAUCGAGGAGGCCUCGUCGCCGGCCUCGGAGCCCGAGCCCGAGCCGCCGUGCGAGCCCCCGCGCCGCCCCGCCUUCCUGCCCGUGGGCCCCGACGACACCAACAGCGAGUACGAGUCAGGGUCCGAGUCUGAGCCGGACCUCAGCGAGGACGCCGACUCGCCCUGGCUGCUCAGCAACCUCGUGAGCCGCAUGAUCUCCGAGGGCUCCUCGCCCAUCCGCUGCCCUGGCCAGUGCCUGUCUCCUGCGCCGCGUCCUGCCGGGGAGUGUGCGUCGCCCGUCGGCGAGGCCCCCGAGGCGGCGGCGGGGCCGGGCGUGGAGCUGGUGGACAUGGAGACGCUGUGUGGGCCGCCGCCCCCCGAGCCCUCCGCCCCUCGGCCCGGCCCCGCGCAGCCCGGGCCCUGCCUCUUCCUCAGCAACCCCACGCGCGACACCAUCACGCCCCUGUGGGCCGCUCCGGGUCGCCCUGCCCGCCCGGGCCGCGCCUGCUCUGCCGCCUGCUCGGAGGAGGACGACGAGGAUGAAGAGGAGGAGGACGAAGCCGAGCCCGAGGCAGCGCCCCUCGGGGGCCGGGGCACGGGCGCCGCGCCGGACGCCUCGCUGGUGUACGAUGCGGUCAAGUACACGCUGGUGGUGGACGAGCACACGCAGCUGGAGCUGGUGAGCCUGCGGCGCUGCGCGCGCCUGGGCGAGGACAGCGGGGACAGCGGUGGCGAGGCCAGCGAGGAAGAGGCGGGAGCCACACCGCUGGGCCUUGAUCGGGGCCCCGGGGCUGCCUCCCCGGACAGCCCUGACCUCACCUUCUCUAAGAAGUUCCUCAAUGUCUUUGUCAACAGCACCUCCCGAUCUUCCAGCACCGAGUCUUUCGGCCUUUUUUCCUGCCUGGUCAAUGGCGAGGAGAGAGAGCAAACCCAUCGGGCUGUCUUCAGGUUCAUUCCCCGCCAUCCCGACGAGCUUGAGCUGGAUGUGGACGACCCGGUCCUGGUGGAGGCCGAGGAGGACGACUUCUGGUUCCGUGGCUUCAACAUGCGCACGGGGGAGCGUGGCGUCUUCCCCGCCUUCUAUGCCCACGCGGUGCCCGGCCCGGCCAAGGACCUGCUGGGUGAGGCCCCUUCCCCAAGGGGCGUCUUGUCAUCCCAGGCCCUCUCUGGCUCACCUGACCUAGGCCCCUGUGAUCUCCCAGGGAGCAAGCGGGGUCCCUGCUGGGUGGAGCGCUUUGACGUGCAGUUCCUGGGCUCCGUGGAGGUGCCCUGUCACCAGGGCAAUGGCAUCCUGUGUGCAGCCAUGCAGAAGAUCGCCACUGCCCGGAAACUGACCGUCCACCUGCGUCCUCCUGCCUCCUGUGACCUUGAGAUUUCUCUUCGGGGGGUCAAGCUGAGUCUAAGUGGAGGACCUGAGUUCCAGCACUGCAGCCAUUUCUUCCAGAUGAAGAACAUCUCGUUCUGCGGCUGCCACCCCCGCAACAGCUGCUAUUUUGGCUUCAUCACCAAACACCCGCUGCUGAGCCGUUUUGCCUGCCACGUUUUCGUCUCCCAGGAGUCGAUGAGGCCCGUGGCCCAGAGUGUGGGCCGCGCCUUCCUGGAGUACUACCAGCGGCACCUGGAGUACGCCUGCCCCACAGAGGACAUCUACCUGGAGUAGCCACCCGCUGCUCUCCCGCUCCGGGAGCGCCUGGGGCUGGGGGCAUCUCAUGCGGCCACCUCGGCUUUGGCAAGGACUGGACUGGGGGCACAUGGGACCUGGCAUCUGGCGAGUCUCCGGGCUGUGCUGGGAACUCUCCUCCUUGCUCCCCAGGGGCUGCUGAAGCGUGGAGCCUGCACCUUCGCUACCCCUGAUCUUUUCUCUCUGUGUUGCCCUGGUCUGCCCUUGGCCUCCCUCUUCUCUCCUCCUGUCUGUCUCUGCUCCUCUGUGCCUGCAAACUCUUGCCCUCUGCUCUUUACUUUGGGGUCAGAAUUGGGAGGGGCGUGUGGAGGGAGCUCCCAGGUGAUCCCCUCUUGCUUUUCCCGUGUGAUUUAUAAAGGAAUUUUAAUUUUUAUAGUGAAUAUCAAGGGGUCAUAUCCCAUCCUCACCAUAGGGACAAAGAGAGGGACCCCCCCCCCAUAGUGCCCCACGAGGAGCUCAGGGGUAAGCAGGGAGGGGUUCCCCAGUAGGGCCCUGCGGGAGACUAGGAGUCGUGGUCACCCCAAGCCCCAGACGCUGCUAGGAGGAGGGUGCCCCGGCCCAGGCCCCGGCCACACCAGCAUCUGCUAUGCCGCUGCAAACACUCCCCGCAGUCCAGCACCUCAAUAAACUCUCUGCUUGGUGUGA